This is a messenger RNA of Fundulus heteroclitus (mummichog), 1619 nucleotides long. RefSeq names its product fidgetin. The record is from RefSeq and is a predicted model, not a curated record. Lineage: Eukaryota; Metazoa; Chordata; Actinopteri; Cyprinodontiformes; Fundulidae. Bases 359 to 1549 code for a protein of 396 amino acids. The transcript is spliced from 3 exons.
GUGAGCGAGAAAGAGAGAGAGAGAGAGAGAGAGAGAGAAACCCCUGUCCUGCACACCCAACCACAAGCCCGUUUCCCCCCUGCUGUAUUUUGAGGAAUAUUGGAUUACUUUCCGCACUGGAGCACUAACCGAGUACAUCCAUGGAUGGUCAGGUGGCAGCGUAUCACAGCUGUGUUGAAGUGUGAACUAAACCAUGGAGCUGCUCUAUAGGCUGGCCUCUAGCAGACACAGCAGCCGCACGGUCUACAGCAGGACAAGCAGAACUGACUUAGGGAGCCCCCACAGCAUGCAGCUGGGUCCUCAGUAAGGACAAGCGGACCUGUCCUCUGUCAACUUCACCUGGGGCCAGGGCUGCAGAAUGCUCAGUCCUGCCACCCCAUACAGUCUGUUGAAGAUGCACUGGUCUCCGGAGCACGCCACCCCUUUAUCUCAGUGGCCUGAGCAGCACCUAGAUGUAACGUCCACCACCUCCCCCCAGUCUGCCCACAAACAAGACCCCUACAGUACUGCUGCCCGCCGCACCUUUGCCCCUUCUGGGUAUCCUUGGGCCAGUGAUGACAUAUCUGCUCUUACGGCUUCGUCGCUCCUCAAGCGAUACGCUGAGAAGUACUCAGGUCUGGAAUUGUCAUAUGAACGCCCUGCUUCAGGUGCCUACUCUGAGUCUGCAAGUUUCCUAAAAACUGAAUCCGAGCCCUGGGGUCUGAGUCAAGGCAUGGAUUGCUACCCUGGACUUGAGGCAUUAACUGGCUCCAAGGAGAGAUCUGCCUCCGUAGGAAUCCCGGCCACUGGAAGCGUAACGUUAGUGAGUAGUAACUUGGUCUCGGAACCAGGCUACAGCGGUGCUGGCUCCUGCAAUGCCCCAUCAUCUCAGGAAUACCCUCCUGCCUACAACAGCACCUAUCUGUCCCCGGGAUACUGCCCUCAGCCCAGUGCAGCACUUCCACCUGCCCCUCUGCACACCCUGCAGCCAACGCCUACUCUAGUGCCCGGCUACAGCACCAGCACUCCCGUCUACAACUACCCACCGGGUUGCUACCCCCAAGCCACCCUUUCUUCUGGAUACAGCCACCCCAGUGCCUCCUACCUUCCCUCAGGAAUCAGUGCUCCCACGCCCCUGGCCCCUAGGCCUACUGUGGUCGGGGGUAGUUAUAGUUACCCGUACCACAACCUUGGAGGGAGCUCUGAUGCAGGUGUGCCACUGAAGCGAAAGGCCUUUGAGAUGACAGAGGAAGAACAGGAGGAGGUAGAGGUGGAGGGGUCGCGCUACAAAAAGUAUGGCAACGGUUCCGGAAGCAGCCAUAACAAAGGUAACGGUGGCGGCCAGCCCAACGGCUAUGAUGUCAGCGGCCCCGCCUCAGACCAGCAGGCCUACAAACCUGGAAAGCCCCUGAUAUCGUCUCCAUACAACGGAGCAGGGGACUACAGCCCACCGUCAGGCCUUGCAGGGGAGGGCAUAACUGGGGAGCACAGCUUUUCUCAGCAGCAAAGAAUGUCCGUGAAGAUGCCUGCAUCUCACACGCGAGCAGAGGACCCCACUGGUGGGCGCUGAUAAUCCAAGUCAACAUCAGGGAGGAGUAUCUGAAGACUAAGGGGCUCUGGAAGAACACUGACUUGUUCUA